Messenger RNA from Closterium sp. NIES-65, 1248 nucleotides. The record is from the annotation of a GenBank genome assembly. Lineage: Eukaryota; Viridiplantae; Streptophyta; Zygnematophyceae; Desmidiales; Closteriaceae.
AUGUUGCUAAUGGCGAUGGCGGGAGGCAUGGCGCAGAUGGUGAGCGGAGUGCCCGUGAAGGUGCGACCGGGGGAGGUCGUGGGUGGGAUGGUGAGGGAGACGGCAGAAGGAGGAAUGGCGGAGCGAGUAGAGCAACUAGCGGCAAAGCUGGCGCAGCAAGAGGAGGCCACGGCUGCUCUCAAGCGAGAGGUGGACGAAAUGAAACGCGCGAUGGCGAAUGCCGACGCGGCGAAGGGCGCAGCGGCGAAAGAUGCGUUGGCGACGGGCAGCCAAGGGGAGACGGCGAAGGGCAAGGGCGGGGCGGAGAGUGCGGCGGCAGGGGAAGCAGGGGACAGCCUCCCGGCGCAGAUUUCUGAGCGGAGCAACAUAAUUGUCCCGCCGUUACUUGGAGUAAGAAGUGAGUAUGAGUCGGAGGUGGAGGGGUUGAAGGAGCAGAUGGAGGCGGUGCGGAGGGAGGCGGCAGACGCGGUGGGCGUGCUGAAGGCGGAAAUCGCGCGGAUGAGGGCUGCGGCGGAACGGCAGGCGGCGGAAGUGGCGUACGUGCGCUCGACGGCGGCGCACACCGAGGCGCGGAUGAACGAAGUCGAGCUGGCGGUGGUGGAGUGGAAGAGCGCGCGGAAGAAGGCGCGCGCGGAGAUGGAGCGCGCGGAAGAAGUCGCGGGAGCGGGGACGCCCGAGGGGAAGAAGCGGAAGCGGGAUGAAGCGGGGAAGGCGGAGGAGAUGGCACAUGCUGCUGCGGGCGGUUGCGCACUCAUUGCCAAUCCCGUUGCCUGUGAUGGAGAAUGCGAUGAGGGAGAAACCAAGGCAGCCCUGUCGGGACUACAGACGGCGAUGGAUGGGCUGCUGCGCAGAGUGGUGAAUGUGGAGGAGAGUGGAAUUGACAGAGGGAGGGUAUGGGAGGUGCUGCUCACGCUCUGGGCCAGAACAUCCCCGCAGCAGCAUGCAACAAUGAACCUCAGCCGCAUCUCUUGCCUCACAGACGCGGCUCUCGCUCGCCUCGCCUCGUUCCACCACCUCAUCUCCAUAAACCUCAGAAAAUCCUCAGUGACUGACUCUGGUAUGAAGUAUCUCAGGAAUAUGAAGCUGUUGGUGAAGCUGGGGAUGCAGGAUGCUAGGAUUACUGCGCGUGGUGUUAGCUGGCUCAAGGGCCUUCCGUACCUGCAGAAGAUUGCAGUAGGAGCAGAAGAUGUUGAAGGGUUUAUUCAGGACACUUUCCCUGCAGUAGUUGUGACUCCAGGGCCACUCUAG